UAUCCAGAACCAAAGGCCGUACUUCCUUGUUUAUAUUCACUCAGCACGUAGAAUCAUGAAGGCAAAAGUUCAUCAAGAAAUCGGACCGAACAACAAGCUCCAAAUCGCCAAAGCACGUCUUUCGAACUGCUGUUGCGGUUCAUGGAAUGCAUUCUGUUCCCUCGCCCCUUUCCCCAUCGCGUGGCCAUCAAGUCGAGCGUUCGUGAGCUUCUCGCAGCUCACCAGAGUGCGAAGAUUGGAGUGUACAGGAAGCAGGGGCUGAACUCUGCUUGCUGGGCUGUAGGAAGCGAGGCAGGGGACCUGUUGGACGAGAGCACGGUGAAGGGAACUGAAAAUGGUUCUCUGUUGAGCGCUCUCGAGGAUUCGGCUUGGGCGCCAUUUGGGACUGUGGAUGCCGAGAUCACUCAGGAGAUGAUCGAUUUCUUCGUCAGCGAAGCCGAGGGUGAUCCCGAUUGCCCGUCAGAAGGGUAUUCUUCGAUUGAGCAGGCGCUUAAUUCUCUGCGUGAAGGAAAGAUUGUGAUUGUGGUAGAUGAUGAAAGUGGGAAUAUUGAAGGAAACCUUGUCAUGGCAGCCACUCUUACAACUCCUCGCGAUGUGGCCUUCAUGGUGAAGAUUGGUUCCGGAAUAAUCUCUGUCGGCAUGAAAGAGGAGGAUCUGCAGAGACUGAAGCUUCCUCUUAUGUCCCCUGAAACCGAGGAAGAGGACUCUUCUGCUCCCACCUUCACGAUCACCGUGGAUACAAAAUCGGGCACGUCGACAGGGGUUUCUGCUUUUGAUAGGGCGAGGACGGUUCUCGCUCUUUCAUCUCCCAAGUCCAGGCCAGAAGACUUCAGAAGGCCGGGCCAUGUGUUUCCUCUCAAGUACCGAGAUGGGGGUGUCCUAAGAAGGGCUGGUCAUACCGAGGCUUCGGUGGACUUAGUUAUGCUCGCCGGCCUGCGACCGGUUUCUCUUCUUUCGGCUGUGAUGGAUGCAGAAGAUGGUUCCAUGGCUUCUCUCCCCAGCUUGAGAAAGCUGGCAUUGCAGUACAGCCUCCCAGUUGUUUCAAUAACAGAUUUGAUUAGGUACCGAAGAAAGAGGGAAAAACUGGUCGAAAGAACCGCCAUUUCGCGUUUGCCUACUAGGUGGGGAUUAUUCCGAGCUUACUGCUACCGCUCCAAGCUUGACGGGACCGAACACAUAGCCGUCGUAAAGGGGAACAUCGGUGAUGGGGAAGAUGUCCUAGUGAGGGUUCAUUCCGAGUGUCUAACAGGGGAUAUAUUUGGGUCGGCUCGGUGUGAUUGCGGGAACCAGUUGGACUUGGCAAUGCAAUUGAUAGAGAAAGCUGGAAGGGGAGCUGUAGUCUAUCUCCGAGGUCACGAGGGAAGAGGGAUCGGCCUGGGCCAUAAGCUGCAGGCGUAUAAUUUGCAGGACCAAGGCCACGAUACAGUUCAAGCUAAUCUAGAACUCGGGUUAGCCGUCGAUGCUCGGGAAUAUGGCAUUGGUGCCCAGAUUCUGAGGGAUAUCGGAGUUCGAACCAUGCGGCUGAUGACUAACAACCCAGCCAAGUUCACCGGUCUGAAGGGCUACGGAUUGGCCGUGAUCGGCCGGGUUCCUGUGCUGACACCCAUCACAGAGGAAAACAAGAGGUACCUGGAGACGAAGCGCAUGAAAAUGGGCCAUAUCUACGGCUCCGACAUCCCAGAGCCGCUUUCCGGAUUCGUCGAUCCAGAUACGGGCGAGGACGAUUCAAUGGGGGCUUCGUGAAAGGCGAACGGCCUCAGUAACGCCAACGGCCACUCAUUCGUACCACAAUAGGAUUUGGAACUUUUGAGGUUGUUUUAUAUGGUGACGCAAUUCGUCGGACCACUUGAUCCUGCAUAGACAUUCGACCACACUACAGAUGAUGGAGGAUGGAUGGGGGGUGAUCAUUCAAAGGACGCUCUAUUGCAUGAGCACAGAGAUGCAAUUUCUUCUCUAGUGAUGUACAUAUCUGUGAUUAUACUCGUUCAUUUAUGGAAAAAUCUCAGUUUUUCUCUUCCUUCGUUUUUU
Molecule: messenger RNA, 2028 nt
Organism: Rhodamnia argentea
Lineage: Eukaryota; Viridiplantae; Streptophyta; Magnoliopsida; Myrtales; Myrtaceae
Product: monofunctional riboflavin biosynthesis protein RIBA 3, chloroplastic
Exons: 7
Coding region: 142-1743 (533 amino acids)
Biological process (GO): riboflavin biosynthetic process
Cellular component (GO): cytosol
Molecular function (GO): GTP cyclohydrolase II activity; 3,4-dihydroxy-2-butanone-4-phosphate synthase activity
Source: RefSeq, a predicted model, not a curated record